AUGGACCAACAACAAGCGGCACAGGUCCUCCAGUCGCUCCAGGAACUACAGACCGAGGUCAAUCGACUAAGAGGCCGAGAAGCUGAACUGACAGCACAGGUCGCUUCUUUUGGUGCCGGUUCGGCUGCUUCAGCUGGACCUGGCAGUGCACUGGCACAGUUGGUGCAGUCACAAAAGGAGCUUGUGGACGCCCUUAGAUCGAAAGAACAAGUCCGGUUGGUCGACAACAAGGGCCUUGGCAAGCCCGACAAGUUUGAUGGGACAGCCGAAAGAUUCUUGUCAUGGAAAAUCAAGACGUCCUCCUAUCUUGCAAGUGUUCGCAAAGACCUUCGUGAGAUUCUGGUUUGGGCCGAAGAUUGCGAUCAUGCAAUCACUGCAGAUGACAUCGACAAGGCUUUUGGGAGUCAAGCAGAUGCCAUUGACCAGGUGUCGAACAUCAGUGAAUUGAGACGCGAGCUUUGGGACGCGCUGCUAAUGCUGACAGAGCGUGAGCCCUUUGACAUCGUGCUGAACACCGGGGAAUGCGGCAUCGAAAGCUGGAGAAAGCUCACGCGGAGGUACGACCCAUCCACUGGUGGUCGCAAACGCGCUCUCCUCAAUGCAAUCUUGUCACCGGCUCGAUCCAAGAUGGAAGAUUUGCCGUCCAACCUGGAGAAGCUUCUUGACAGCAUCAGACUUUAUGAACGUCGCAAAGACGCAUCUGGCAACCGAACGAUGUUGGCAGAAGACAUCAAGAUCAACGUGAUUGAACGAUUGGUGCCGGCAGAGCUCGAGCGUCAUCUCGUUCUCAAUCGAGAUCGCUUCAAGACGUUCGAGUCCAUGCUGUCCGAGAUCCAGUCCUAUGUGGAACAUGCCACCGGCAACAAGAUCAAGGUGGUGAAUAGCCAGCCCUACGACGCACAUGGCCGUGGGGACGAUCCUAUGGAUGUCGGAAGCUUUGGAAAAGAUGCGAAGGGAAAAGGUAAGGGCAAGAAGGGAGCUGGAGGAAAACCUGGAAAGGGAAAUGCAACAGCUGAGAAGAGAACAUGUCACAACUGCGGACGCCCAGGACAUCUGCGGGCAGAUUGCUGGGCACCUGGAGGCCCCAAACAUAAGGGGACGGGUGGCAAAGGCAACAGCAAUCAGAAUAAGGACAAGGGCAAGGGCAAAGGCAGCCCCGGAAAGCACAAGCAGAAGCCCAAAGGAGGCAAAUCUGUGAACAAUGUCGAACAAGGUGAACCAGAAGCAGAAGACUGGGACGCAGCUGAUGGCGACGAUGGUCAACAAGCAGCAAAUGGUUUAACGCUCUAUGGCGUUGAUGGGCCACCACAUGACGAGGAUGACGACGAAAGUUUCCAGGUCGAUCCCGAGUCCGAGGAGUCGGAAGCCUCGACAAGUCGCAGAAGGUGGUUUUCUUUGCCUCACCCACGUGCGUCAUGGCCUGAAGAGUGGGACGACCCCGACUAUGAUGGACCGAGUGGAUCGAGUGGCUCAAGACCCCUUCGGUCGCUUCGACUGGAGGAGGUCACCGAGCACGAGACCACUACAUCCAAGUCCGCGUCUUCCAAGGCACCUCGAACGCCACAGGGAAGACCCAAGAGGGGCAGAAGUCCAAAGAGCUCAACACCAAAGAGAGGCAAAGCAAGCAGAUCAGGGCCAGUCACUCCGGAGUCAGCACUCCGACGCUUUCGAAUGACUUCGAUGACACCACCACCAAGGAGAAGGUUGAGGCAUGGGCCACAGACUCCAGAAGAACUUCUUCGUAGCUCUACACCUUUGCCAAAGACCCCACCGACACCUAUAGCAUGGCCUGCAUCACCUCCACAACAGCCGAUAGCCUCGCCCAAGACUCCACCAGGACCACCACCAGGAUGGCAAAGCCAAGUAGCUUCACCCAAGACUCCGCCAUGUCCACCACCGGGAUGGCAAAGCUCUCAGGUGAAGCCACCACCACCUGUCAAGGCAUCAUCGGCAGCUUCGACUUCAGGUUCUCGACUUGUCCAGAUGCUGAAGGCUGCGCUGAGUUCACAAAUCCGCAAAGUCCAAGAAGAAGAUCCUGGUUCAGGAGAUGGCCAGGCAGAUGCGAUGUUAGCGGCUUUGAGGACUAGAUCUGUCAAGGCACCGCACAUCACAAAGCAGAACAUCAGCGAUCCUUCUUUCCACGACUCGAGAUACCAUGCCGAGAUUGCCAAAGGUGUUGCACACAAUGUGGCCUGGAGAAAUGAACGUUUGAGAAGACGUGCAAUCGUCCACCGACGAGGAGGAGUCAAGGCACGUGCGGCUGAAAGGAUUCGACUUGACAAAGAAUGGCAUGAACGCUUUGACAACCCAGAAAAUCCAGAAGGCAUAGUGAGAAUCGAGGAUGAAGACAACUUGGAUGCGGGCAUCGAGACGGUGGUUGUGGGCAAAGCUGGUCAGAGCACAGUGAUAGAGUUUUCAAUGGAAGAGCGGAAAACUUUGAGGCAGUUCCCGGACGACGAGGCCAAGUUGCUGCGGAAGGAUCCCAAGAAGAAACCCAUGACCAAGCGUGUUCGAAGCGUUGGGUACAGGGUGAAGAAGAAUCGCAACCGCAAUGUGGCGCGCAAGAUGGCGAGGAAGAACCGACCAGCCUUGGUUCUGAAGGAAAACACUGAAGUGGAUGCAGAUGAAGAUGAUGAUGAAAUGGAAGAAGUCUACAUCGAAGAGCCCGAUGAGCCUCGAGACCGACCAGGCAGAGGAGACCCCGAUGGUGGAGCUGGAUCGGCUCCUGCUGCAGUCUACAGCUUGGGGGCCUCUGACGACUGGCGAAAAUGGGAACGAGCAGAGUUGAACAUCGACACCGGUGCUGCCAUCACUGCAGUACCACUUGACUUCGCCAAGGACUACCCGAGGAGCGAGUCCAAUGGAGCAAGCUACAAGGCAGCCAAUGCGGAACCCAUCGAAGAUCAGGGAAGUGUGAAGCUGGUGGGAUACGACGAAUCUGGCAACAAGAUCCCAAUCGAUUGCCGAGUUGCAGAUGUGCAUCGGCCACUUCUUUCAGGUUCCGAGAUCGCCAAGAACUACCACAUCGCCCUUGGACCAUCUUCGGGGAGAUUGAUCCCAAGAAACACUCCUGCGGGACGGGCCUAUUCGAAGGCCAUGAAAGAUCUGAUCCGAGAUUAUGGCGAUUCAAUGCCCAUUGUGCACAAUCGCCGAGGAGUAAGACCACAAAUCAACGCUGUUGGCGAGGAUCCAGCUGUUUCAGCCGGAGCCGAUGCCAUGGAAGAUGGAGGCGAUGUUUCAGCCGCUUCGGCCGGAGCAGGGUCCUCAGGAGAUGUUCCAGCUGCUUCAGCCGGAGCAGAUGCCUUUGAAGAUGAAGUUGAUUUGGAAAUCGGUGAAGAACAGAGGAAAGCCAUUGUGAAGAAAGAACCACAUCAACCAUCCCAAGCUGAAGUUGACGAACAUGAAAGCACUGGACAUGUUGUCCAUCGGAGCUGGUGCUUGCACUGCAAAAGGGCACGUGUGACUGCUGAUCGCCAUGUGCCUAAGGAACUUGAUGAGCCAGAAACGCAGUUGCCCACACUGAGCCUGGACUACUUCUAUAUGAACCAGGACCAGGUUGCGGAUGAGGCGACCCUUCCGAGCAUUGUGGUGAAGUGCCACAAGACCAAGAGAUUUUGGGCGAGCGUUCUCCCGGGAAAAGGGGCGGAUGCGUUCGCAAUCGCGCCGAGGGCCAAUCGUGGGGGCAAGAGAAAUGACCUUGCUCCAAGGGUAUCCAUUGGGAUGUACGUUGGAACUGGAAACAGAAAUUCAGACGUCUUUGUCAUGACGGAACGUGGAAUCAUGAAGGGGAACUCGAUCCAUCGACGCCCACCUGACGAUCAGUUCAAACAUGAUCAGUUUGACUCGCUACGUGGCCUUCCUUGGAGGUUGCAAGAACGAGAACAUGGUGGACUGAGGAUCGCCCUUCCCGAUGUUGCAGCGCCUCGUGAAAGGCCUGCAGUGCAAGAAGUGAUCCCAAGGAACCUCUAUGUCACCAAGAAUGACUUGGAAAAGCAUGGGCACACACCUUUGUGUCCUGGAUGUGAAGCAGCAAUACUUGAGAUGCCAAGCCGAGCUCACAAUGCUGAGUGCAGACAAAGAAUCCAGAUCGAACUUGACAAGACUCCAGAAGGUCAAGAAAGGAUCAAAAGAGCGAGAGAGAGAGUUGCACAAGGCAGGCGCCCAAGAGGCGCGGCUGCACCGCCUGAGGGUGGUGGGGCAGAAGGUGGUGAAGCUGCACCACCAGUUGUCCCAGGAGGGGAAGUUGAACAACCAGUCUUGCAAGACCGUGUUCCUUUGGAUGCGGAAAUGGAUGCAAGUGAGGCUGUUGGUGAACCACUGGUCGACACCGAUUUUCGUGGAGAACUCAGACAGAGAGAACAAGAAAGAGAAGGAAGCCCAAAGAGGCAGAAACAAGAACAAUCCCGAGGAGAGAAAAGGAGUUCACAAGUCGACGUUGAAGAUCUUUACAAUGAAUCUUCAGCUCAGGCUUCAGGGUCAGCCGGACCACCGGCACCGGAUGCUUCAUCUGGUGUUCCGGAAGGUGCUGCCGCUGCACCAACAAGUCCUGAGACAAACCAGGAGAUGCUACAUCUGUGUUCCUUGCUCAAAGAUGUGAUCGCAAAAGGGAAGGUUGCUGAGAUCUUCUCUCCACCGCGUGUGGCUGCACAAGCCCAAGUGGUCGGGCUAGCACCUGGCUUCUCGAUUGACUUGGAGACAAAGCGUGGUGAUGGAACUCACUGGGACUUGAGUAAAGAUGAACACAUUCGUGAUCUGUUUCAACUGCUUGACUAUGAGAAACCAGAGUUCCUCGGCGGCUCACCUCCCUGUGGGCCAUUCUCGAAGCUGCAAAGCAUUGUGGAUGCGAAGGGCAAUGUUUCACCUGAAGUUCGAGCGCAGAGACUAAAAGAUGGUCGCAAACAUCUGCGCACGGCAGUUUCAGCGUAUGAGCAUCAAAUGAAUGCUGGAAGGUACUUCUACCAUGAGCACCCUAAAGGGGCCGCUUCGUGGGAAGAGAGAGCUGUGAAGAGACUGAGGGCAGAUGAACGGGUGUAUGAAGAGGAGUUUUGGAAGCAGCUGCCCGACAGCGAUGACACCAUCGUGGAGCCAGUGCUUGACGCACACUCCGGUGCUGUCUUGGAUGUUGACAAGGUCAGAGCCUCGAGCACUCUUCAGAGCACGAUCAGCUUGAGUUCCAGUGAAGCGGAAUACUACUCGAUCGUUCGAGGAGUUUCCAUCGGAAUGUCGCUACAGGAGAUCUUGCGAGGAGGGGUGACGGGAUAUAGGGUUCUCACUAGUUGCUACGCCAACCUUUGGCUCAAGAACACCGAAGAACCAGCCAGUGGCUAUCCCGGCUAUCCCUCCAAGGUGAAGGGUGCCGAUUGGCUCCUUGAAGAAUCUGAGGCGAAAGAAGCAUUGGCAAAGACCAAGAAAGAGGUAUCAGUUCCAAUCCCAAGUGAUGGGAGAAGUCAAGUGAUGGAACCAGCUCCAGAUUCUUCACCUUCACCCACUUCCCCUGCAAAGGAAACAAAAGCUCAAGAAAUUUCAGCGGCUUCACCGGCUUCUUCACCUUCACCAAAGGCGCUGCAGCAUGGUUUUGCUCCAGCCUAUGGGAGUAUUUGGAAUCAGAACAGUUGGCAUUGGGAGGAGAAGAAUUGCAUGGACUUGGCCACUUCUGAGGUUCGAAAGACUUUGGAAGAAAAUCCCUUUUGGAAACACGUGCCCGAACUGGAAGGCCAUGGCUUUGUGAUCAAAGAUCUUCAACUCAAAGGCGAUGCCAGUUUCGCACUGCGUAAAAAGAAGCGUCUCCUUUGCUACGAGCUCUCCGCAUCCUUCAAGUGGGAAGGUCGUGAUGAGUUUGGGCAUGCACUGGGCGUCAAAGGUACGGCCCAGGUGGAUGGCAUGACCCCUGAAGAUGAAGAGGACCGCGGGAAAGCCUUGAAGAUUUGA
Molecule: messenger RNA, 5928 nt
Organism: Cladocopium goreaui
Lineage: Eukaryota; Dinophyceae; Suessiales; Symbiodiniaceae
Source: the annotation of a GenBank genome assembly